This is a messenger RNA of Oldenlandia corymbosa var. corymbosa, 2337 nucleotides long. The record is from the annotation of a GenBank genome assembly. Lineage: Eukaryota; Viridiplantae; Streptophyta; Magnoliopsida; Gentianales; Rubiaceae.
AUGCACAACUAUUCAUUGAAAGAUCCACCUCGAGUCAGGAGGCCAUUGAGUACUGAAGUAAAAGAGCUUAUUAAAGAGUACUCCAAAGCUGGGACCAAGGCAGUCCACAUUUUACGGGCGAUAUGGACACAAUUUCCCGAUGAAAAGGUAACCGCUAAACAAGUCUACAACUACAGAAAUUUUUUGCGUAAGGCGGGGUUUCCAAUUCUAGAUGACCUGGCUGCCAUGGACGUAGUGGGAAAGGUGUUAGAGGUCGCAGAACAGCACAAAUACAUCAUCUUCACGGAGUGCGAUGAAGAGACACAGAGCUCCGACUUGUAUGGCGAAGAUAUGCAUCUGAGUGUCAUCGUGACUGAUCGGGAGCCUGGACUGAUGAGGCCUCUUGAUGAUGUAUUUCCAUCUUCACAUCACUUAUUGUGUACGUGGCAUGUUUACAGGGAUGUUGAAAGAAAUGUGAAAAGAAUUUUGAAUGGAAAUGCUCAUACAGCAAAAAGUUUCGCGUAUAAUGCCUUCAAAGCAGUGAUCGAAGCUGAAACCAGGGACGUAUACGAAGAAAGAAUGCAGUUUCUGGAGCAUAAUUGGUCCCAAUUUCAGGCCGUUCUACAGUAUGUUAGGAACACAUGGUUAGUGGUGGCGCACAAGUUUGUGCGUGCAUGGAUCAACACUUAUUUGCAUUUUGGCAACACCACUACCUGUAGAGUGGAGAGCGCACACAAGUUGUUAAAGGAAUGGCUCGUCAUUCCAAAUGCUUCUUUUGAAACGGUGUGGCACAGGGUUCACAUGUUACUGGAGACACAGCUUACGCAAAUAAGGGAGAAAUUCCAAGAAUCAAGGCAGAAAAUAGGGAGGCAACACAACAAGUACCCUUUCUACCAAUUAAGAUGCAAUGUUCAGGCAAUCCAUGGACUGGGCAAGGUGAGACGAACAGCAGCAGUUCCAGUAGAGGCAAGAGGUCGGGUUCCGAACCACAUGUCGGAGAUAGAUUUUUUCCAGUUUAGCCACAAGAAUAAGAUUCCGCAGGUACUCCACAAUCAUGUUCAGUCAUAUCUUGAUGUCGAGCCUGACGGCAAUUGUGGUUUCCGUGUCUUUGCGAGUUGCAUGUUGGGUGGGCAGAAUAAUCACAUUUUGUGCAGACAGAUAUGUUAUGAUGAGGUUAUAAAUAACCCUGGCCUAUAUGGGAACAUUUACGGGUGGGACAGAUGGGCUGAGAGCCUAGAGCGUAUACGGUGGACAGGCACCGCAUUAGCUAUGGCUAACCCUUCGGAGGUUGUUCAAGGGUCGGAGCUUGAGGGGGAUCACGUUUCCCGUGAGGUGGGGAGGACCACCCGCAAAGGAAGCCGCAAGGAGAAGUCGGUCGUUAGGGAGCCGAUGGUGGAAUUCGAGAAACGGCUUGCCAAGCUAGAGCUUGCUGUGGCCGACCACCAAGACCGUUGGGACGAGCACCCUGAGGUGGUAGCGGGGGUCGUCGAAGCUCGCAUGGAGCGAUUCGCAGGGGAAUUGCAAGAGGUCAUGCAGCAAAUGAGGGACGACAUGCUAGGGACGCUCAACGAAAUGGUGGAACGUUGCAACAAGUCGAAGGAGGAAAGCCUUGCUCGUGUUGCCGCCCUCCAAGACGACGUCAACCGGCUUAUGGGGGAGCUGGAGACUUCUCGGGCAGAAUCGGCGCACGCCGUGCAUGCCAAGGCCGAGACACGUCAAGGCCGUCUUUACAUGGAGGCAUCGUUCGCAAACGGGUCUAGAUGGGGCAUGCUAGACACAGGGGCCGACACGAGUUAUCUCACGGAAGAGGUAGCCAAUUCGCUUGGCGUCAAGUGGACACCUAGCAAAGGCCGUUUCAAGGGUGUGAACGGCGAAUGGACGGGUCUUGUAGGCGAAGCCAGGGAUGUGCCUCUUAAAAUCGGCAACUGGUCAGGUACGGCUAGUUUCUCCAUUGCACCUAUGGAUGAUUAUGGUCUUGUGUUUGGCAUGGAGUUUUUAGACCAGGUAAAGCCGAUCAUCGUGCCUAGCAACGACACGAUGGUGAUCCUCCAAGGCGAGAAGCCUUGUGUGGUAAAGUUUAGACGGGAAAAUGAGAUUAGCCCUUCCCAGCUGAACAAGGGGCUAAAACGGGGUGAACACACCUUUGCCGCCAUGGUGUUUGAGGAGGAACCAUGCACAGAGGAGCCGGCAAAGGAGGAACGAAUCCCAAUUCUCAAGCAUUCCUUAAGCUCUCUUGUGCCUUCAUCGUUCUUUCAUUUUCAACCUUUCUUAAGUUUUUCUUUGCCUCCGUUCUUUAAAGUCUUGCCUAGCUUUGCACGCUUUGGGGGUCUUAAGGCUGAGCUAGCACUUGAUCGUUAG